Messenger RNA from Botrytis cinerea B05.10, 934 nucleotides. RefSeq lists its product as hypothetical. The transcript has a single exon. Gene Ontology annotation, molecular function: acyltransferase activity, transferring groups other than amino-acyl groups. Bases 178 to 720 code for a protein of 180 amino acids. The record is from RefSeq and is a predicted model, not a curated record. Lineage: Eukaryota; Fungi; Ascomycota; Leotiomycetes; Helotiales; Sclerotiniaceae.
GUAUCUACUCUUUCUAUAACAUACUUAGUAUAAGUUCAAAAAAAUUUCAUUAAUUGAAUAUACCAUAAUUACUUUUAUAAUUGUCCCUUGCGCCAAUUCAGACAAAUUCUCUAGGUUCAAUUGCUGCAAUUCAGUGUCGAUUGAAGUCUUUCUUAAAAAUAAGUACAUCUAUUCAAAAUGGCUCCCUCCGGUCAAUCUCCGAUCCUGGUGCGCAAUGCAAAGCUUGGUGAUGCUGCUCAAGUCGCUAAACUUGGUUCUUUUGUCUUCAGCGCCACCUUUGGCCAUUCAGUUGAACCACACCAAUUACAAACCUACCUCGAUGAAUCCUACAGCGUAACAGCAACCGUUGCAGAUAUUUGCAAUCCCGAAAAAGAUAUGAUCGUUGCAACUGAGCAAGAGAAUGAAGAUAUCAUCGCUUUUGCUCUUUUGACCCGUGGAACAAGCGAACCGUGCGUGCAGCAUCUGCAGGAUGCAGUCGAGCUGCAAAGAAUAUACGUCCAUCCAAGUGCUCAUGGCCAGGGCGUUGGAAAAUUAUUAGCUGAUAGGCUGGAGAAUAUUGCCCGAGAUCAGAAAUUUCAGCAUAUAUGGCUUGGUGUUUGGGAGGAGAACCACCGAGCAAUGAAAGCAUAUGAGAAAUGGGGAUAUAAGAAAGUCGGAGAGCAUGACUUUACGAUAGGGGAGAUUGUACAAACAGAUUACAUAUUAAUGAAACAGCUAUAAGGUAUUGAAGGGUCAAAAUAGAUAUUAAGAUUAUAAGAGAUCUACAUCCUUCUCCCUCUUUCUUCUGUUUUCUAUAUUAGUAGGAAGUCUUUAUAUUUAUGAUCUUCCUUUCUCGAUUUAUAGCUCGAAUAUGAUAUGAUUAAACAUUACUGAUUCUUAUCCCUGGGAAUAUAAGUUAGUUAGUAUUAAUAUAACGUGGUUUAUUUGUAUAUAA